Messenger RNA from Solanum pennellii, 4131 nucleotides. RefSeq names its product serine-rich adhesin for platelets-like. Lineage: Eukaryota; Viridiplantae; Streptophyta; Magnoliopsida; Solanales; Solanaceae. The coding region runs from base 100 to 3738 and encodes 1212 amino acids. The record is from RefSeq and is a predicted model, not a curated record. The transcript has 5 exons.
CCUUCACUUUCUGUAAUAGCCUCCUCCGAGCUAAAACCCUUUGCCUAUUUCUUCUUCUGAUCGUCAAAUUUUCCGGCCGUUGUGGUUGCCGGCGCAAUCAUGGUGAAACGACAUCGCGAAGAAAAUGAUUCCGAUGGAGCAAAGGAAAUGGAAACGGAAAAUACGACGUCGUACAAAACGGUUUUCAUAGAUACCAACCUUGAUACCCACUUGGCUGUAAUUGUCUCCGAUUCCGAUACUGUCUUCGAUCUGAAAAAAAAGAUUGUGUUCGAACACUUAAGGUGCUUUCCUGAAAUGAGUGAGUUGAAAAUUUCUUCUGUGAAGGUGAAACGAAAAAGACAUUACUAUCAUCUGCCUGACACUAUGCUUGUUAGAGGUGUUUUUGAGGGUAUCAAGAAGGAAUGGUUCCUUUCUGUUGAUGCUUCUAGAUUUCAACGCCUUGAAAAUGACCAAGGGUUACUUUGCAUCGCGUAUCCGCAAAUUGAAGCUGAAAAUCUUCUCUCAUGUGAUUCAUUCAAUGCAAUGGAUAAGCAGAAGGUUUUUGAUACUACUGAAUCUUACCCAGCUAAUGGGAACUUGGCUUCUAGCUCCAUCGUGGAACACAAGGAAGUUGCCAAGGUCAUUGGUGAAUUCAAGACUGUGAAGCGCGCGGGUAAUUCACAAGAACUUUCUCCCAGAUCUGGUCCUGUAGCUAAGAAGCGUAAAAUAAAGCACAAAGAAGACGAAGUCAACCACCCGGUAACAGGUACCAGCGCUUCAAAUCAUGGCAUAGAUAAUGGUUCUGAAUUUAAAAUUGUUGGAAAUGAUACUACUUUGACAAAUUCUAACAAAGGACAGCGGGAAAAUAUAAACAUGAAACUGGUAGAUGUCAGUGCUGAACCCUUAAUAAACCAACGUUCUGGUUCCAGUAAGGUGUCAAAAUUGGGAACGAAGAAAAGCAGGAAGAGUGGGGCAAGUGCUGAAAUCUCUGGUGUGCAGGAUGAGCUAUGUGGAGAUAGGAACAAUGAUGCACUUGAUGAAACAUCACACUCUGGGGCUCUUGCAAAUAAAGUUAAAAUUUUGGGUAGCAAGGAAAGCAGUGGAGCUUGCACCGAGUUCAAUCAUAGGGAUAGCUUGAAGAUCGCAAUUCCGGAGAACUCCACAGCAGGUAAACCAAUAAAGGCAGCUUCAACAGAAGAAACAUUAGGGGACCAAUCUGUGAGAACAGAUACAACCGAUAAGAAGAGGAAGAAGAAAAAUAAGAAGGGGAAGGACUCAUCCACGUGCCAUGAUGAGGUUGCCUGCAUGGCUCUGGGUCCCACUGAUAAAUUUGUGGGAGCUAGAAGAUUAGAGCAAAAGGAAGGAGUUGAAAUGAAGAUCUUUGACAAGUUGACUGAUGUUGACUCUACUAUUCAUGCUACUCAAUCUAGACUGAAAGAAACAUCUCCUGUUAAAGAUCACGCGUCAAACAAAGAGUGUCCAGCACCAGUCAGCAAAGAUAUUUGUGAAAUGAAUGUAGUUGGCCAACCUAUUUUUGAAUCCAAUAUCUCUGGAGACAAUGAACUUGGAAUUGUUGUUGCUAAUACAACUGGAGAACAGGAGCUGAUACCAAACUGUGAUUUUGAAAUGCCCACGAGUGAAAAGUUGAGUGAACCAAGCACCAGGGGUCCAGUACCUUCCUACCAGUUGGGAGAUUUACAAGAAGCAGCAGAAAAUAGCUUUGGGAGGAAGAGAAGCAGGGCCAAGAAGUCAACUUAUCAUCAGGAGUUAGAUAUGAAAAAUAUUGUUGGGGCUUCUCAAAAUUCUUAUGCAUCUGACCAAGAUAUAGUCCGUAAUGAUGGUUCAAGUGAUGCAACAACAAAGGUUGGUAGUAUGCCAAAAACUGAUGUGGAUCAUAUAAAUGAAAUAGGGAUCGAAGGCAAGUUGUCAGUUACUCAAGGUGCUGAGACAUCCCCUCUUUUAGAUAACAAUGAACCAACUGGGGAUACUAAAGAACAAGUUCUCUCAGCAACAAGGGCAUUGGAUGACAAGGAGAACAUUGAAUCUGGAAAUGCUAGCAGCAUGAAGCGAACGAAGAAGAGUCGGAGAAAAUCUGCUGAAAAGAUUCCUGUUAAAUUAAAUGGAGAUGAUGACAAUACGGUGAACUGCCCCUCUUUAGCUGCAGGGAUUGGAUCUACAACUGAUCCUGUAACUGGGCAGAGUAAGAAAGGUGGAAUUCCGUUUGAUGCUGAAGUGCUGCAGAUUAGUUUAAAUACAGAGGUGAAAGGGCCGCCUCAAGUUCAAUCUGCAGCAUGCAGAUCGUCGGAUUCUGCCAAGGCAGAAAUGACCAUCAAAGAAGUGGAAACUAUCUCGACAGCUCCCUCUGAUGUGAAGGUUGCUGAAGUACAUGGAAACUCUGGUCGACUUAAAAAGAAAAAAACAAAAGUGGAGGUUUCCACUCAUAUUAAUGAUGUUUCAUGUGCCCCUUCAGCGACACAUGAUACUCCUGUUAAUCAUUUCAUUGAAGGGUCUAAUCAAGAUAGAAAUGCAUUGCGUGCCAGCAAAAGAAAGGGAGCAUCAAAACAAGUCUCGAAGAGUGCCUAUGCUGUAGAUACUCAACACCAAGUUGAGAAGGCAACCUGCAUUGAGCCAGAACUUCUGCCCUUUGAGGAGAAGGGAAAUGAGGUUGAGCAUUUGAGGCUUAACCAGACUGAUAAAAAUCAAGAGACUCUGAGCAUUUCAGAAAAGAGGCAGAAAACGAAAACCAAAAAGAGCCAAAGUUCUAAGAAGAGCAAAUCCAUUUUGUCUAUUCAAGAUCAGGAAGGCAGUCACAAGGACUUAACAGCUUCAAAUGAUAAUCUAGAAGAUGUGAACCCUCUGCCAGAGCCAAUGGAGAUGGAUGAGUCAGGUAAAAAUAUUCAUGGUGAUCAGUAUGGUGGUGUGGUAGAGGAGGUGCACGAACCUGAUGUAAAUACUGAUAAGAGCGACGCCAUAAAUUUCAAGCAAUAUUUUGUUUCUGGACAACCAGGAGAAGUUGCAUCAAAGAAACCAAUGAAACCAAACAGAGACACAAAAGCUAGCAGAAAAUUGAAGGUUGGUGUGACUUCUGGAGGAUUUUUGGAAGAUACCUCGAAAUCAAGAAUUGAGGUGGCACUUCCGAAUCAGGGAGAUAAAACACUUCAAGAAGCUGGAAAGCUUGAAAAUUAUGAUGCUCUUGCUUGCAAGAAGAAAAUUGAGGAAUCUAUGGACGAAUCUAGGUCCAGCUCCAGCUCAAAAGGUCCUGGCAGGUUCCCUGAGGACAAUAGACGGCAAGCAGAUUCAGAAAUGCGAAGUUUAUCUACCAGAAAUACAAAAGUUAGGACUGCAAACAUCGAGGAGUUUACACAACCAAAGAAAGGAUUGCUUCCUAAUCCAGGGCCUAAGUUUGGGGAUAGUAGAUCGAGAAGGUCCGACAGUAAAGAGGGUGGAGAUUCUGAUUCUACGACUGACACUCUAUCAGAUUCAUCUUCAUCUGACAGCUCAGUUGAAGGAAGUGAAAUAAGCCAGGCUUCAACUCCAGAAGGAGCUAAUGUUGCAAAAAACAAUGCUGAUGCUGAUGCUGCUGCUGGAAAGCAUAAGCUCAAAUCAAAAUUUUUGGGCGAGGCCCUAACCAUGGAGUCGAUUUUGAGAAACUCUAGCCGUUUCAAGAAGGCUAAGGUUUCGGCUGCUCAAUCUCAAGAUGAAGAAAGUCAGCAUGUCGAUGUUGUCCCUGAUAGUCUAGCAGACACUCAGAAUGAGUAACUCCUCCCUCUCUUUUGUUGCUAUUGAAAUGACCCAAUAUUUGGUACACAAUCACCUGUCCAUUUUCUGUCACCUGGGGCUGUCCAAAUCAACAAGAAAAUGAAAAGGAUGAAGGAGACAAAUGCUUCUUGGCCGUAGGUGUUUUAUGUAUUAUGAGAAAAAUUCUAUGCACAUGCCGUGAUUUUGGUUCUCUGAAUAUUGAAAUUUUGUCUGGUCUUUGAUAUGUAGUGUAAUUGUAAUUCGUUCAAUUUGUUGAAACUCUGAGAGAUUGAUUGCUGUUAGGGGUGUUUACUGGUCAGUAUGGUGUGCUUUUUAAAUAUUUUGAUGCGGCAUUUUUGGUAUUAAGGGUCAUUUGGCAGGUGAUAAAUCAUAUAAGAUGAAGUUGAAGUUUUA